Molecule: messenger RNA, 1474 nt
Organism: Syzygium oleosum
Lineage: Eukaryota; Viridiplantae; Streptophyta; Magnoliopsida; Myrtales; Myrtaceae
Exons: 4
Coding region: 123-1421 (432 amino acids)
Molecular function (GO): RNA binding
Source: RefSeq, a predicted model, not a curated record
UUGGGGAAAUCUGGUCGGACGUGCAACCGGAGCUAACAUUAAUCGACGCAAAUCAUCAAACAUUUGGAGCGCAAGUGUUAUUACCGCCUCUUCUCUCUCGCCGUGAUACGUGAAAUGGAGUGAUGGCGAGCGCGCUACUGCGCAAUUUGCUCAGAGCUUCUUCCCUUUUCAGAUCAUCUUCUGCAUCCGCCUCCUCCUUCAGGCCAAUUUUACUAUCAGGAAGCAUAACUCUCUCUUCAUCUAAGCACUUGCUUGUGGGAAACCCGGGAAAUACUUCAUGGUGGUUUAGAAACUUGAGCUACGGAUCUGUGAACUUUGUUUUAGCUGAAGGGAAGCCCAAGUUUGAGACACAUGAGGUUGAUCCUCCAAAGAAGGAGAAGUGGAAGAAUAAGAAGAGGUUCAAGCUACAGAAGAAGAGAGAGAAGCAGAAGCGAAAGGCAGCCAACAAGAAGGAUCCAAGGCGUAUUGGGAAGAAGAGGAAGCAAAAAUUUGCAGAUGCAGAGGAAAAGAUCAAGUACAAGCUCGAGAAGGCUCGAAUUAAGGAAAGUUUGCUGAUCGAGAAGCUCAAGCAGUAUGAAGUUCCUAAAGUCCAGGGUCCUGUGGUCAAACCAGAUAAUCUAACUGGUGAGGAACGGUUUUUUCUCAAAAAGAUGGGCCAAAAAAAGUCUAAUUACGUGCCUCUUGGCAGAAGAGGAGUAUUUGGAGGUGUCAUCCUCAAUAUGCACAUGCACUGGAAGAAACAUGAAACUGUUAAGGUCAUCUGCAAGCCCUGCAAGCCGGGCCAAGUUCAUGAGUAUGCCCAGGAAAUUGCCAGAUUGAGUGGUGGAAUUCCAGUUCAAAUAAUUGGAGAUGAUACCAUAAUAUUUUAUAGGGGAAGGAACUACGUGCAGCCAGAAAUUAUGUCACCUGUAGAUACAUUAUCCAAGAAACGGGCUCUUGAAAAAUCGAAGUACGAGCAGUCGCUCGAGUCCGUGAGGCGCUUUAUUGCUAUUGCAGAGAAAGAACUGGAGCUUUACUACAGGCACACAGCACUCUAUGGGGACCCAAAUAGCAGGAAUCCCAUAACAAUCUUGGACAUACCGGCAAAUGGUACAAUUGGAUCCAAGGAAGUUGAUAGCUCGAAGAUAGAUAGACAAUGUGUGACAGAUGACAGCCUUUCAAGAGAUUACUCGCCACUGGAUAGUGAUUUUUCAGAUCUAUCUGAAACUGAAUCUGAGGAUGGCUCUGAAGAUGAAAUGUCCAUUAGUGAGUCAGAUGCUGAAUAUGGCCACACUCAUGAUAUCAGCGAUGAAAGAGAAGAAUGGUGUUCGGCCAUAGGGGGCCACUCUACCCAUGACUUGGCGCAUUCUUCCUCUGCAAAUAGUUCAAAGUUUGGCGAACAUGACAAGCUGACAGGAAUUACAGUGUGCAUGAAAGUAUGAUAUUCUACCAGUUGAUGUCUGAUGCAGAAAUCAAAUAUCGUUGCUUUCUGGUU